CUUACGACAGCACAGCUUUGUAAAGACUUUAUAAUUAGACUUCGCGUACUAAGUAAUUUCCGUGAAUGCUUCCUCUUCGUUCCUGCAGUGGCCAGCUAACAGAGGUUUUCUAACCUUUCAACUAUGUUUUCCCAAUAUCCACGCAUGUAAUUGUAACUUUUCCAGGAAGCUACGAUUCGUUUGUUAUCUGUGUGAGGAUCUAGACAAAAUACCCUCCGUGUUCACCGACCCGGUUAAAGCCCAGGACAUUCGCUUGUCAUCCUCUCAUUUUCGUAAACAACACCCACUGCGAGAAGUCGAUGACUCACAUAUUUGCUAAAGGAUAACAUGAAUUCGAGUUAUUUAUUUAAAUUACCGUUUACAUGUCCAUCACAGUUCCCUAUCUUCACACGUUCAAUUAUCAGCGUGGUGUUUUUUGGGAGCGAUCAUUAUUCAUUACCUCAUUUACACGCCUUGGAAGAGCGUCAGUCUCAGCAUAAAGAUAUUCGAUUAUUGUUUGUGGUUACUACCUCGGAUAAAACUCCUGUUAGGUAUCAUUGUAUUCAGAAUAAAAUAGAUCACGUGAUUUGGCCACGCACGCUUACGAAUAAUUCAAUAAUCAUCAACGCUGUUAGUCAACGAAUAGAUAAAUUGAAAAGUAUUAAUUCCUUGGAUAAGCCAGAGAAAUUGUUAGGCGUAAUUGUUUCAUUUGGCCGGUUUCUACCCUCAUCACUAUUGUCUUUAUUCAAUUAUGGAUGCUUUAAUAUACAUCCAUCAUUAUUACCAAGAUGGAAAGGUUCUAACCCAUUAUUAUAUACUUUAUUAGCUGAUGAUAAAGUUACUGGGAUUACGUUAUUCCGAUUGAAUCCGAUGCAUACAACUUUCGACUCUGGAUCUGUUUUGUAUCAAAAGUCCAUUCGCCUACCUUGUAAUAAGAAUACAAUGUUAACACCGAAUCAAUUAGCUACAUAUUUAAUGCCACACAGCAUUAAUGCUAUGUUUGAGGUCAUUUUAUAUCCUAACUUACCAUAUUUAGUUGGUGUUGAUCAAUCGGUGAUUUCAGCGAAAUUUCAACUUCCAAUAACGUAUGCUCGUAAACCUCAACCCCACAUGGGUUUGAUAAAUUGGCAGGAACAAUCAGCUGAAGAUAUAAUUCGAUAUUGGCAUGCAUUUCAAGGCACUUGUGUAAAUUUAUUUACGGAGCUUUGUUUAUUGAACACUGUACAAGAAGAGAAAGAGAAUAAUUCCUUAAUUGCAAAUUUUCGUCUAUCCGAAUGUCCAUUGUUGGUACCACACGUUGAUCAUGUUUCUAACAAUAACAAUGGACAGAAUAAUGCUGAAGCUGCCGAUAUAUACUGUCCAAAUUAUGAGUCCAAAGUUAUGGACUAUCUCAACGAGGCUUCAAUUCUUCUGCAUCAACCACAUACAUCAUCAUUACCACCUGGAAGUAUUGUAUAUUUACGUUCACAGAAAGAUGUGAAACAUCAUUUAAUACCAUACACUUUCAUUGCUUGUAAGCCAAACAAUUCUUCACCUAUUAUAACCCAGAUUAAUUCUGUAUCAUGGUUAGCUGUUAAAAGCUUUUUAGUGAAUUGGCCUAAUUCAUCAACGAAGAGUCGACAUUUAACAGCUAUUGAUUUAUAUAAUGGUUAUUUCUUAAAAUAUAUUCAAUCACUAUCAUCGACACUCCCGAUAUCUGUAGUAAAUGAAGGGCGACAUUCUCAACAAUUAGGUGUACGUUAUUUUGGUGAGUUUCGGUCUAACUCUUCGUCUACAUCAUCUUUACUAAGUGGUAAUAAUAAUGGUAAUACCUUGAUAAAACCUUGGAAUGAAUUAACACCGACUAUUCUACCUUCUGAUUUACAGUCAUCAUCUGAUAUGUCAAUCAUUGUAAAAAAUGUACAUAGUUGAUAGUUUAAAUAAAUGUUUUUAAUAGUAAAAA
Messenger RNA from Schistosoma curassoni, 1921 nucleotides. Lineage: Eukaryota; Metazoa; Platyhelminthes; Trematoda; Strigeidida; Schistosomatidae. The record is from the annotation of a GenBank genome assembly.